Molecule: messenger RNA, 800 nt
Organism: Schistosoma mattheei
Lineage: Eukaryota; Metazoa; Platyhelminthes; Trematoda; Strigeidida; Schistosomatidae
Source: the annotation of a GenBank genome assembly
GUAACAAUUAGUUUUACUAUUGGUCAACUUUAGAUUAAUACGACUCGAACAGACUUCGUAAUUAAGUCUUAAGAAUGUAUUUAAGGUAAUCGUGUGGAAACUGCACUCGCAUUUCCAGUAACUUAAUAGUAUUAUGCUCUUUGCAGGACUUAAAGGCUUGACGAUGUUGGAAAAUGUCAUAAAACUACAACUAAUCAAGUGUUCAAUGUUAUUUCUUUCUAGUAUAGUUCGUAAUGUUAUUGCCGUCAGUUAUCCGACUGUAGAUAGUAUUGUAACUUGGUCGUCGAGUUCGGAUAUUGUGAUGAACCAGUCAAGUUAUAUUGACCAGAACACUUGUUCAUUUAGGUUCUACCAUGCUCGGAAUCCAGGUCGCUUGGAUAGUGAUAAGAAUAAAAUCAGCAAACUAAAAGUUCGAGCUCGAAGUCACACUAUUGGCUAUAAGGUGUCUCCCUUAAGUAACCAGGGUCAUCCACAGUUAAAUUGCUUUUCUACAUAGAAACAGAUCGGCCACAAUAGGUUGGUCCUCAAAGUAGAUCGUCUCACUUUGUCACAUAUUUCCGUUGUCCAUGGUAAGGUCUUAAAGUGUGGGGCUAGCUCAUCGUAAUAAACUUACGCGUCUGUUUGAUCUCAAGCAGUUGCUAUUUGAGCUCUACGGUCACAUUCUCAGGCCAUUAAGAUAACGAAUAACUCAGUUCCUUCUGCAGCUACCCCAAACGAAGUAUUCUUGCACAAUAUGGGCGUCCGGUAGAUGGUAACCGUCAUCAUAUUUCCAGCUUCAACCCUCAAAUGAUAAAUAGUAG